Molecule: messenger RNA, 1809 nt
Organism: Diachasma alloeum
Lineage: Eukaryota; Metazoa; Arthropoda; Insecta; Hymenoptera; Braconidae
Exons: 8
Source: RefSeq, a predicted model, not a curated record
AUGCAAGUCUAUAAAAAUUCUACGAAGACCGUAUGGCCAAUCGCCAUUAAAGUGCACCAUUUCAAUUAUAAAACAAAACCAUUUGUCGCGGGAAUUUACUGUGGUGAUGCUAAGCCAUUAUCAGCAGCUGAUUAUCUGAAAGAUUUCGUGGAAGAGAUCAAUGAGCUCAUCGAGGAUGGAAUAAGAUUGCACAAUACACAGUAUAAAUUCAAACUGUUGGGAAUAAUUGCUGAUUCGCCAGCACGAGCGUUCGUCAAAUUGAUUAAACCUCCUGGUACAUUUUUUGCAUGUGAACGAUGCGAGACACAAGGCCGAAGCGUAAAGACGGCCAAGGGAUCAAAACGAAUCUACCCAGAUAUGACUGCUGCCAAACGCACAAGAGAAACAUUCAUCGAUCAAAGUCAACCGUCACAUCAUCAAGAAUAUCUAAGUGAAAUUAAAUAUAAUUUCGUUCACAUAAAUUCAGAAAUGAUGGAUUCGAUAUAUGCUAUUGUAAUUUUCGAUGAGGUGAAUAAAAAAGGUGAAAAGUUGAUGGAUAUUGUUCCAAUGUCCUGGGUUACUGAGGAAAAAGACGGUGAAUUUACUUGCAAAUAUUUUCCUAACGAUUCCUUCGAGAAAAGAGAAUAUUUUCUGAAGAAUUUGACACCAGCCCACAAAAAUUGGCCUGAGUACCCAGUUGAACUGCUCUCCACUGCAGACUCUUUGGAGAAAGCAAAGAGACGUUUGAAUAAGGCAAAAACCACAGUAAACGUCGAUACCACAGAUACUGAAUGCAGUGCUCAGAAUAACAAGAAAACAUCGACAAAAUCUGAUCUUCCAGCCAAUAAGCAGUUGAAGCAGAUUGCAUCAAUGAGGAAAUUCGCUUCGGCAAGAACCUCUCCUGUGCAUGAAAUCAGUGACAGUGAAGAUGAUGAUUCUGAGAGUGCCAAGUCGCAAAAGAAAACAGGCGGUUUCAAAAAGGAUGUACCCAAAGUUUUGACGGAUUUGGACGAUUCAAGCGACGAUGGAAUCAACAAUAUCCAAGCUGGUCUCAAGAAGAAUUCAUUGGCAGCAAAGGCUGCAAGGAAUGUGGAAAAUUCAAGUGAUGACGAGCAGGUCCUGCAGAAUAGUCGAGGUCAAGCUGAUAAUUUGCCUGAAGGAAGAAAAAAUAAUUCAUCGCAGUUUAAAAAUUUGACAAAACCUGUUGUCCAGAAACAUUUGUCAAUGUCUGUCGUUCAGGAUGAGCGUUCUCGUGAUUUUCUGCAACAAAUACGAGAAAUUAUUCACGCAGAAGUGGAGAGUGCUAAAUUGAGUAUACUUCAUGAUCUAGCAGCAAAAGUAGGUCAGAUGCAGAAUACAAUUCUUCAGACUAACAUUCCAACCACUCCACAUGGAUCGCCUAAUGAACUGAUCAAAAAAUUGGAUACGAAAUUUCCUAUCCAAUCUCUCAAUGAUUUUUUAGAUUUUGAUAAAAAACUUGAAGAUGAAAGCCAAGCAGAUGCCCUGCGUUCUCUUUAUCGAGUGCUACUGUUCAGAAUCGAUAAGCCUUCAAGUUGUGUGAAAACAUGAAUGGGCCAUACUCUGUCGAAAGAGGUAUCACUGCAAUACUUUGGUUCAGGUAGAGAUGUAAAUGGCAAACACAAGUUAAGUUCGAAAGAAACAAAAACUAGUCAAAUGAUGAAACAAGCCAUAAUCACUCAAUUUAAUGAUCAAACGGAAAAGGAUAUUCAGAAGCUUAUGGCUACCUGGCUAUCAGGGGCAGGAGACAGAGACGGCGGUCGUCGUGAACGAGAUGAAAAACGAAAAGUUCAAAACGAAAAAGAAAACUAA